Epithele typhae is the source of this 1929-nucleotide messenger RNA. RefSeq names its product kinase-like domain-containing protein. Gene Ontology annotation, molecular function: protein serine/threonine kinase activity; ATP binding. Lineage: Eukaryota; Fungi; Basidiomycota; Agaricomycetes; Polyporales; Epitheliaceae. The transcript is spliced from 9 exons. Bases 1 to 1929 code for a protein of 642 amino acids. Gene Ontology annotation, cellular component: nucleus; cytoplasm. The record is from RefSeq and is a predicted model, not a curated record. Gene Ontology annotation, biological process: protein phosphorylation; mitotic DNA damage checkpoint signaling.
AUGGAUGAAGAACAGGCCAUCGCAAGGUUCAGGGUAUGGCUUGCAGACGAGGAUCAAAAGCCCCGGGACCAUACCCUCCUCUUCCCGAACGAGGUCCAGUGGAGGGAUCACCAGCAAUGGCUUGAAAAGCAUGGGUAUCUCCUUCGCCCUCGCCUCCGACCUGGCUGGGUACCCUCCUGGACGGGUACCAAGAAACUUUGGGUCUUCUGUGAAGACGGACGACCAAUAUCUGUACGUCUUCUGUUUGGGUGCAUCUAUCACGCUAACGCCACCGACAAGUGGCCUUGGGCAGACGCCAUACGUAUGUCAAACGGCGAAGUCGUUGUUAUCAAACGUAUUUCCAAGAGCACAAAUCCGUACGAAGUUGACAUUUCUCGCAUGUUCUCUGCUGGGCUCCUCGCCUCGGACCCUCGCAAUCACUGCGUGCCCGUCUACGACAUUCUGCAAUCCCCGCUUGACGAUGACAUAGUCUUUAUCGUCAUUCAAUUCCUUCGCCCGUUCAACGCUCCGCGCAGGAUUCGGCUCGUUUUUGACUUUGAACUGUAUGUAACUGACGACGGGUCGCAGGGCCUCCAAUUUAUGCAUGAAUAUCGCGUCGCUCAUCGUGACAUCAAGAGGAACAACGUGAUGAUGUCCCCCGUACCAUUUCUGUCAGAGAUACCGCACCCCAUCUUCGACAAAAAGAGCUAUGAUUUCCGUCGCAAGAUCACGCGCACCACGCGCACUGCGGCGCGACCCAAAUAUUGCUACAUCGACUUCGGAAUCUCGCGUAGAUAUCCACAGAACUGCAUAUCUCCUCGCAAGCCUCCGUUCCAGGACUCCGACAAGCCGCAUGACCCAUUCCCUACCGACGUGUACUAUCUAGGCGAACUCUUUCGGCAGCAUUUCAUCCUUAAAAGCCAUGGGUUCGAGAUAUUGGAGUCGUUGGUAGCGGAUAUGAUCCAGACGGAUCCUUCCAGGCGGCCUACCAUGGAAGAAGUCGCCCAGCACUUCAGCAAGAUCCUCGCUGACAUGAGCCCAUGGAAGCUACGCUCACGCAUCGUUCACAGGGAGGAGUUUGCCAUCACUGGAUUUUUCAGAGCCAUUGGCCACGUGUUCCGGACGAUGCACGAACUACCCCUUGACUGGUUCGAGAGAUACCUCGACAACGAUCCGACGCUUAAUUUGGUCCUCACUGACAAAAACGGUCUCUACAGGCCCGAGAUCUGGUGGAGGGAUCAUCAAGAUUGGCUCGAGGAGCGCGGGUAUAUCCUUCGCCCUCGCCUCCGUCAUGGCUGGGUUCCGUCAUGGCAAGGAACUAAGCAGAGUUGGCUAUUCUGUGAAGACGGAGCGUCUAUACUAAACGACGAGCCUGACGAACCUGAAAUAUCUCGCAUGUUCUCCGUUGAGCCUCUUGCAUCCGAUCCUCGCAAUCACUGCGUACCCGUUUACGAAGUUAUGCAGUCCCCGCUCGACGAUGACAUUGUCUUCAUCGUCAUUCCCUUCCUUCGGCCUUUCGAGAAGCCGCCCUUUCGCACUAGUGGGGAAGCCUUAGAAUGCAUGCGGCAACUGAUUCAGGGCCUGCACCUCAUGCACGAACAUCAUGGUGCUCAUCGGCAAGUCGAACUCUACAACAACAUCAUGAUGUCCCCCGUGCCGUUCUUGUCAGAGAUGCCUCACCCUCGCUUUCCAAAGAAGAGCUACGAUUUCCGUCGCAGGAUCAAAUGCACCACUCGCACUACGGCACGCCCCAAAUACUAUUUCAUCGACUUUGGGAUGUCGUACAAAUACCCCAAAGACUGUGUUGCCCCUCGUGCGCCUCCCGUACUGGUCGACAGUCGGACGGUGCCCGAAUUCGAGGGCCCGGGGUUGAAUGAACUGCACGAUCCCUUCCCGGCCGAUAUAUACUGCCUAGGCGAGCUAUUCCGGUCGGUUUUCACUCAGGUAUAA